Messenger RNA from Mixia osmundae IAM 14324, 1636 nucleotides. RefSeq lists its product as uncharacterized. The record is from RefSeq and is a predicted model, not a curated record. The transcript has 6 exons. Lineage: Eukaryota; Fungi; Basidiomycota; Mixiomycetes; Mixiales; Mixiaceae. Bases 49 to 1230 code for a protein of 393 amino acids. Gene Ontology annotation, molecular function: oxidoreductase activity. Gene Ontology annotation, cellular component: late endosome; cytoplasm. Gene Ontology annotation, biological process: retrograde transport, endosome to Golgi.
CAACGUCAACCACCUUGAGCUCCGCGACCUGCGAGACUUGCGCGGGCGAUGGUGAACAGUCGCAGUGCGGCCGCUCAGGCCAGCGAUGGGCCGCCUAAGCACAUCGUCAUUGUUGGCGGCGGCGUCAUUGGCACGAUGACGAGCCACUAUCUUGCAAAGGACAUGAGGACGAUGCCUCUGGGCAGCACAAUCACCGUCGUCGAAGAAUGUUCGGUUGCUGCGGGCGCCAGUGGCAAAGCGGGAGGAUUCAUCUCUGCGACGGGACAUGCUGCUGCGACCUCCAAGCUCGCCGCAUUGUCGUUCGAGCUGCAUCACGAUCUGGCUACCGAGCUGGAUGGUGCUCAGAAAUGGCAGUACCGUCGUCUGUCUUCAAACACGUAUAGUCUCUCGACUCGCAAUGUGAAGCCGCCACCAGCGAAGAAGAGCAGGGCUUUGCCCUGGAUGAACGAGAGCCUCAUUGUCUCCAGCAGCAUUUUCGGCGAUGUCACCGAGCAAGCGCAGAUCAUGCCAAAGAUGUUCACGCAAUCGGUCAUGAGGAACGCAGUCGAUUCUCUUGGCGUCAAGCUCGUCAUCGCUACAGCCAAAGCGCUCCAUCGUGAUGCAAUGGGACGACCGAUCUCUCUCAUUGUCGAGGAUGCCAAUUGUACAGAGACGGAGCUCAGCUGCACUGACUUGGUUCUCUGUGCUGGCCCGUGGACGAGUCGACUUGCUACAAAGCUCCUGGGAACACGGCUAGCGCGGCGCGUGGGUGUCCAUGGCAGUCGAGCACAUUCGAUCGUCCUGCAAAGCAUACAGCCCCUGACACCUCAUGCCAUCUUUUGCGAUCUUGCCAGAAAAGAUGGUCAUUUCGAUAUCGAGAUAUAUUGUCGUCCUGAUGACACGGCCUAUGUCUGCGGUGAUUGCCCGAGCCACAUCAACGAGCUCGACCUACCAGAGACGGCAGACGAUGUCGAGGUACACGAGGACGCGAUCGAUUUUCUCAAAGAGAAUGCAGGCAUCGUCUCCUCGAGCCACCUCAAGGACGCGCCUGUCGCCGUCGAGCAAGCCUGCCUUUUGCCCAUAUCUGACAUCGGCACGCCCAUCAUCGGCAGACUUGACCCGGGCAUCUAUGUUGGGGCAGGACAUACGGUCUGGGGAAUGACACUUGGUCCAGCGACUGGCAAGGUCAUCUCUGAGAUCGUACAGGGCAAGCCGACUUCAGUACCGAUCAAACAUCUUGCUCCCAAGUGAGAGAUCCCUUUCUUGAUCAGUGUAAUGCUUGUAUCAGAACCACAUCAUGCACACGAAUAAUGUGAGAAUGCGAGAGUCUGUGCAUGCAAGCGAUGGGACAAUAUAUAGCGUAUUUCAUAAACGCAACUCUGGAGUGAUGUAGUUUUGACAGCGAAGCCAUGCUUAAUAGGAUCAGGCGGCUGACGCUUGGUGCGUUGCAUAUUGUUCGGAUGUCCCAGGCAGCGCUGCUGCUGUCUUCCUCACUCACUGCGGCUGCGAUCCCUGCUACCAGCGAGCCUCCGGAGCGCAUCAAUGCUUGUCACAACCCUUUCAUUCGUUCCUCAGACCACAGCGAACUGCGUGUCAAGGCCUUGCAUAGGGCCAGACUUUGCGACCUUCUGAGCCUGCAUUGCUGAAGAGCUCGAGU